This is a messenger RNA of Cladophialophora psammophila CBS 110553, 1428 nucleotides long. RefSeq lists its product as uncharacterized. NCBI's taxonomy places the organism in Eukaryota, Fungi, Ascomycota, Eurotiomycetes, Chaetothyriales, Herpotrichiellaceae. Gene Ontology annotation, molecular function: heme binding; oxidoreductase activity, acting on paired donors, with incorporation or reduction of molecular oxygen; monooxygenase activity. The record is from RefSeq and is a predicted model, not a curated record. The coding region runs from base 1 to 1428 and encodes 475 amino acids. The transcript has 7 exons.
AUGCAUGCCAGCUUUAGUAAAUGGUCUCGCCAAUAUGGGAUGAUUUUCUCGUUGAAAUUCGGCCCUGGAGACGCCAUAGUGCUCUGCGACCGAAAGGCUGUCCAUGAUCUCUUGGACAAGAAGGGCAAUGUUUAUUCGGAUCGCCCUGAACCGCACGUGGCAGAGCUUCUGGGUGUGAAGCACAAUGUCUUCACGACUUCAAUGAACAACAUGUGGAAGGAGAAGAGAAAGGUUAUCGCGCAUAACCUUUCGCCAGCCCAGCUAGACAACAAGCACUUCCGAGUCCAAGAGGCUGAAGCCACGGUACUUAUGAACGAUUUCUUUAUUAAGCCCGAAAGUUACCGCGAACACAUUCGUCGUUACACAGCAUCUAUCAUCCACGUUCUAAUCCAUGGAUAUCGAGCAACUUCCUCUGAGGACUUUUGGGGCCAUGCUGUGUAUGAAAUUAUGGAGCGACGAUCGACAUGCCUGGAACCUGGAGCCAUUCCCCCGGUGGACCAGUUCCCCUUCUUGAAGUAUAUACCGGAGAAGUUGGCAAGAUGGAAAGGUCAAGCUAGGGAUUCCAAAGAGUGGACAGAGAAAAUAUGGGGCGAAGCGCGAGACCGUGUAGAGAAGCGAAGGGCACGGGGAGAUAAACGAGACUGCCUUGCAGACGUUUUACUCGACGACUACGACAGAAACGGUUUCCCGAUGAGCCAGACGGAGUUCAACUUGCUUCUUGGGGAAAUGAUUGAAGGUGGCGCAGAUACGUCUUCGUCGGCAAUAGCAACACUCCUUCUUGCACUGGCAAAGUACCCUGAUAUUCAAAAGAAGGCCCAGGGGGAGGUCGACAAGGUGUGCGAGUCAGAAAGGUCGCCGGUGUGGAGCGAUUUCGAGAAGCUACCAUAUAUUAACGCUCUGGUGAAAGAGGGUCUGCGAUGGAGGCCUGUAGCGCCAACCGGGCUUCCCCACAGAGUGAGACAAGAUGAUACCUAUAAUGGAAUGCUUAUUCCCAAGGACACGAACAUCUUUAUUGGUGUUUGGCAGAUUCAUCACGAUGAAUCUAUUUGGAAAGACCCUGCAACAUUUAAGCCGGAACGCUACCUAGGCUACGACAAAUUGGCCAGCUAUUACGCUGGGAGCAGCGACUGGGCUGAAUAUCCACACCACUAUGCGUAUGGAGCCGGAAGACGUAUCUGUCCAGGCAUGCACCUAGCAGAGAGGAAUAUAUGGCGAACCACAGCGAAGUUGCUUUGGGCUUUCAACUUUUCUGAGCCGACUGACGGGUCGGGCGCCGUUAAAUCGCUGGAUACUGAAGCCUACGUCGAGGGUUUAGUUCGAGAACCUCUCCCAUUCGAACUCAAGAUUGAGCCCAGAAGCAAAGAACACAUGGCCACCAUCCAAAAAGAGUUGCUCGACACGGAAAAAUUCUUACGGGCUUUUGAAUAA